UCCUUCAAACACUGCAUUUUACUUUCAUCUUUUUCCUUCGGCAGUUGAGAGACAUGGCUGAACAAAUCCCCUAUGGUGUUGCCACUUCACUCAUCAACAAGAUUGCUUCACUUGCCUUUCGUGAAAUCGGGAGGAUCUAUGGAGUCAUGGAUGACCUUGAGAAGCUGAAGGACACUUUGGAAUCCAUCAAACUCGUGCUUUCUGAUGCUGAGCUCAAACAAGGCCAGAAUGCUACUGUUGCCCACUGGAUCAAAAGGUUCAAACAAGUGCUCUAUGAUGCUGAUGACUUGCUUGAUGACGUCUUCAUCAAAGACUUGCGCCGCAAAAGAAUGACUCAGGUGCGUGCCUUCUUUUCCAAAUCUGUGAAUCCAAUUCUUUUCCGUGCUAAGUUAGCUCGUAAGAUCGAGAAUAUUCGAAAGGAGUUUAAUAAUGUUGCUGAAGAGAUGUCUAAGUUGAACCUGAGUCAGAGUUCGGUAAUUCUUAAGCAAGAUGAGUGUGCCUGGAGGGAAACAAGUUCUUCCGUUUUGCAAUCAGAGAUAAUUGGAAGGGAAGAGAAUAAGAAUGAAAUUGUUAACCUGCUGAAGCAAACUCAUCCGAACCAAAAUGUUUCUUUAAUUGUUGUUGUUGGUAUGGGGGGUUUAGGCAAGACAGCCCUUGCUCAGCUCGUGUACAAUGCUGCUAAAGACCAGAACCUCUUUCAGAAAUACAUGUGGGUGUGUGUUUCAGAAGAUUUCACUGUGAGAACUGUUUUGAAGAAGAUGCUGGAGUCCUUGGAGAAGCAUGCUGGUGGUGACUCAAUAGAGGCCCUACAACAGAAGUUGCGAGAAGCAUUGAAUGGGCAAAAUUAUAUGCUUGUGCUUGAUGACGUGUGGAAUGAAGAUCAUUCAAAAUGGAGUGAUUUAAGAACUCAUUUGAUGUGCGGAGGUCAAGGCAGUAAGCUAUUAGUAACGACUCGUAGUACAUUGGUUUCUCAAGUAAUGGGUAUUGACGAGCCGUAUGUUUUGAGAGGUUUGACAGAUGAGCAAUCAUGGACAUUGCUAAAGAACCUGACAUUUGGUGAAGAUACCAGCAGAAUGAGCUCUGAAUUGCAAACAAUCGGAGAGGAAAUCGCAAAGAAGUGUAGAGGAGUGCCCUUGGCGAUCAAAACAAUAGGAGGCUUCUUAAGGAUAAGGAUUGAAGAAAUUGAUCAAUGGUCAAGUCUUUUGCAUGGUGAUUUUUGGAGGUUAUGUGAAGAAGAAAAGAGUAUCAUGCCAGUGCUAAAUUUGAGUUACCAAAACUUGCGUCCUGUACUAAGACAAUGUUUUGCUUUUUGUUGUCUAUAUCCAAAGGAUUCAGUAAUAAAAAAGGAUGAAUUGAUUCAAUUGUGGAUGGCUCAAGGUUAUCUUGCAAGUCCAAUUGAAACACAAUCUACGGCAGAUAUAGGUAAUCAAUAUGUCAAGAUUUUGUUAAUGAGAUCAUUUUUCCAAGAUGCAUCAACAGAUAAAUGUGGUCAUAUUGAGUUCUUUAAAAUGCAUGAUUUGAUGCAUGAUCUUGCAAUGUUGGUCGCUGGAAAUGAUUGUCACUUACAUACCGAGGGAAAAGGAAUUGUUGGAAGACCCAUGCACGUAGCAUUUGAAACCAGCACCGAUUGUUCAUUGGAUGUGUUUGAUGUUAGCAAAUUACGGACAAUCAUCAAUUGCAAGAUUGCUACCAAUUUAGUGGCCAAACUAUCUUUUAUGGAAAAACUGAAGUGCCUUCGUGCUUUGAGUUUGUCAUUUCAUUCUAUGACUCAGCUACCAAUGUCCAUUGAUAAAGUCAAACAUUUAAGAUAUCUUGAUCUUUCAUACUCUCAAAGUCUAAGAAGUUUGCCUGAAUCGAUUGGCAAUCUUGUUUGUUUGCAAACAUUAAAACUUAAAGGUUGUAAAUCCUUACUCAGUUUACCUGAAUCGAUUGGCAAUCUUGUUUGUUUGCAAACAUUAGAAGUAAAAGGUUGUGGAUCUUUACUUAGUUUUCCUGAAUCGAUUGGCAAUCUUGUUUGUUUGCAAACAUUAAAAGUAAAAGGUUGUGGAUCAUUAGUUAGUUUGCCAGAGUCAGUUGGCAAUCUUAUUUGUUUACAGUCAUUGAAAUUAAAUGAAUGUAAGCAACUUGUUUUUCCAACAAAAAUUAUUACAAAAUUGAUCAAUUUGAAGAAGCUCGACAUUGAAUUUUGUAAAGCCUUUAAAGACGGCAUGCCAGUGGGAUUGGGGAAAUUGAUUUCAUUGCAAUACUUAUCAAGAUUUGUAGUAGGGAAUAACAAAAAAGAUAAAAGUGGCAAAUUGAAUGAACUGAAAGAGCUUGUUGACCUCAGAGGCAAAUUGACCAUUAGUAAUUUGCAUUUGGUAAAGGAUGCGGCAUCCGAAUCUCAAGAGACAAAUAUGAGAUCAAAGAAACACAUCCAAGACCUUUCUCUGUUAUGGGGGCCAAGCUCUUCUGAGUUAUGGGGGCUAAGCUCUUCUCUGUUAUGGGGGCAAAGCUCUGAUUCUAGUGAAUAUGAAAUAAGAAAGAGUGAGAGCUUGGUGUUAUUGGAUAAGCUUUGUCCCCAUCAAAAUCUGAGAUCACUACAUGUAUUUGGCUUUCCAGGAGUGAGGUUUUCUGAUUGGCUUAUCUCGCUAAUUCAUGUUGUUCGCAUAUCUCUCUUGGAUCUUCCCAAUUGCAAACAUCUCCCACCUUUGGAGAGACUGCCUUGUCUUCGUGAGCUCGAGGUUGCGUAUAUGGAAUCGCUGGAGUGGAUGGAUUAUUAUGAAAAUAUUGGUGAUGUGUUCUUCCCAUCUUUGGAGAAACUCAAAAUCUCUUUCUGUAGGAACCUGAGAGGAUGGGAGAUGUUAGGGGAUGAUAAGAAUGCAAAUGAGACUCAAAACCAUCUUUCUCUACCUCCUUUUCCCCGUCUCUCUUAUCUCGAAAUUGAUACUUGUCCAAACUUGACCUGCAUGCCUUCUUUCCCACACCUCGUUGAGUUGGAGUUAGGAGGGAGUAGUAGCGUGAAGCCGAUGUUGGAAACAUGUAUGGUUAAGCAUGACUCUUCAUCCAUCUCCCCUCUCUCUCAUCUCAAGCACUUGAAGCUUUGGGGAGUUACAGAGAUGGAAGCAAUGGCAGAGGACUGGAUGAAAAACCUCACAUCGCUCCAGAGUCUCCACCUUCGUGGAUCGUCAGCCAUUCAGAUUCUGUCAGGACACUUGCAAUAUCUUCCUUCUCAACUUGAAAUAUUGGAUAUAAGUUUCGAUGACGACAAGGUUGACCUCUGGAAAGACACACAAGGUCGUGGUCCUCCUCAUGCGCUCUCUUCUCUGCAGACAAUCUUCUUCUUCGAAUGUAGGAACAUGAAGGCUUUACCAGAGCAGAUUGGCAACCUCCAAUCACUAAGGGAUUUAGAUAUUAUCUCUUGCCCUAAAUUAGCAUUGGAUGAAGCUUGCCUUACCAACAUACACAGACUAACGAUCUAUGAUUGUCCAAUCCUAAAGCGCAAAUACGACCCUGAUAGUGGAGAAGAUCGGGCCAAGAUAGCUCACAUCCCUGACAUACGCAUAAGAUGAGAUUGAUCCCCUCAAAAGGGGAUUCUUGCAAAUCAUUUUCUUCUUGCCAUACUUUCAAAUUUCAAUAGGCCCAUGCCUGCUGCUUCAACAUGGAUGGUUCAAUGGGAAGAUACAAAUUUUUGGUCUCAUCGUUCUAUUUUGCAAAAUGUUGAAUCCUCAAGAUGGUCAAAUUCUGACCCAGUUCCUCCUUUGGGUACAACACUGAUUAAAGUAGCAUGCAAAGGAAGUUACAUUCAGGUACCAGCCAAUUACCAUUAGCUUCAAACUUAUUUAGGUUAGCACAUGAGAUGGAGUGUUUUGUUUACAACAAAUCGUGUAUGUAAAUGCAUAGGCAUGGCUUAUCCUUCAAAUUUCAGUUGUGGCAUCUAAAAGUAGCUAUGGAAAAAGGAGAGGAUUCCAACUUAGAAAAUAGAAAGCUGUUCUUAUGAUGAAUAUUUACAUCAAGAUUAUUUCUAGAAGAAGUAUAAGAGAUGGAUUAAGAGAAAUGUUGUUGGUAUUGAACUACUUGAUCUGCUUCUGGUGUGGAAUACCUCUGAUGUCAUCACCUCUCUUAAUUUAGUUGGAGCUCCCUUCCAGUCUUUGCAAUAUUUGCCGAGAAAGAAAAAGUUCUUAGAAGAUUAUUAGGUUUGGAUUCUCAUAUUGCCUCUUCAUUUUCCUUGUUUUUAAUUAAAUUUGCCAUUCAAGCACGAGCAUUAUCUGGCUUCAUGUGAUAACGAUUACGUGACUAGUUGAAUCCGUAUAUGGUUUUGUGGCAUCUCCCCCUCCUGAUGGCCAUGCCGAAGGGAGCGGGUAGAGUUGCUGGGUAGGUUAUUUCAAGGCACAGCGGAGAUUGCUUUAUUUCUUGCUUCAUGUGAAAGAUUUUCCUGAAUUUGAUUUCAGGUGGGUGAUUAUGUAAUAUGGGUUGUGGCUGUUAGAGUCGCAACAUGGUAAUAGGAGGUUGGGUAUGAAUUGGCAUGUGUGUUCAUUGAGAUAAGCUUAUUGUACGGGAAUUUAUUGUUCAAACUUCCCAUUCUUGUGUAUGUUGUUCUGUGAUCUGUGAUGUGAUAUCAUAAACUUUGAUGUAUCACCUGCUGUGUUUCCCUCUUGUUUUGGAAGCACACUUUAUCUAUAUCUAAAACGAGGAUUAUCACAAUUCGAAGCUCUAUUAGUACUACUCUUAUUGUAACAUACACUCAUUUUCAUUGAAUGAAUUUAAUAGUUCCUGAUAUCUAUUUGUACUAAACAAUUAAUUGUGCCUUGUGUUAAACG
Messenger RNA from Arachis stenosperma, 4796 nucleotides. Its product is annotated as putative disease resistance protein RGA4. NCBI's taxonomy places the organism in Eukaryota, Viridiplantae, Streptophyta, Magnoliopsida, Fabales, Fabaceae. Gene Ontology annotation, molecular function: ADP binding. The record is from RefSeq and is a predicted model, not a curated record. The transcript is spliced from 7 exons. Gene Ontology annotation, biological process: defense response to other organism. Bases 54 to 3548 code for a protein of 1164 amino acids.